Molecule: messenger RNA, 1896 nt
Organism: Sordaria macrospora k-hell
Lineage: Eukaryota; Fungi; Ascomycota; Sordariomycetes; Sordariales; Sordariaceae
Biological process (GO): mitotic recombination; double-strand break repair via single-strand annealing; double-strand break repair via homologous recombination
Cellular component (GO): nucleus
Source: RefSeq, a predicted model, not a curated record
AUGCCUGCAAUCGGCGACCAACACAAGCUCAUUACCAACCCAUUCGAGGAACCACAACGGCGAAUCAGCGAAUACACAGCCCAGGAAAUCGCCACACUCCAGAGCCGUCUCGAGAAACAACUAGGACCCGAAUACCUGUCCAGCCGCGCCGGCCCAUCAGGCCAGAAAGUCCACUACAUCUCGUCGGAAAAGUGCAUCCAGCUCGCGAACGAGGUCUUCGGCUUCAACGGCUGGUCCUCCAGCAUCCAGAACAUCCAGGUCGACUUCGUUGAUGAGCACCCUCAAACACUGAAAAUCAACAUGGGCAUCUCGGUUAUCAUGCGAGUCACCCUGCGUGACGGAACGUUCCAUGAGGAUCUCGGAUACGGCCACAUUGAGAACUGUAAGGGCAAAGCGGCUGCGUUUGAGAAGGCCAAGAAGGAAGCCACGACAGAUGCCUUGAAGCGCGCGCUGCGCCAGUUUGGCAAUGUGCUGGGCAACUGUAUCUACGACAAGCAGUAUUUGGCCAAGGUCACAAAGAUGAAGGUCGAGCCGACCAAGUUUAUGGCGGAUAAUCUGCAUCGACACUCGGAUUUCGCCAAGAAGGAGCCAGUUGAGGCGGAUCUCAUGAAGGUUGACCCGGUUGAGGCGGUCGCUCGUCCACCAGCGUUGGGAAACGAGGAGUCUUUUGAGGACUUGCUUGGAGAACUCGAUGAGGCCGACUUCAACAUGGCCGAUGAAGGCCAUCCGGACGAAGUUGUGCUACCACAACAACCUGUGCACAAUAGCUUGAACGACAAGCCUGUCCAUCAGCAACUGACUAACCUCAAUCCACAAGCACAGCAAUCUCGACCACUGACGAGAUCAGGGUCAACAGGCAGCCUGAACACCCGACAACAACCACAGACUUCCAACCAGUUCACAGCGAGGGCUCAAAGUCGGCCUCCACAACAGCAGUUCAACAACAACAACCAAAGUCGUCCUGUGGGUCAACCUAACGCAAACACUUCCAACAACGCUCAGAACUACGCAACACCACAGAAGCCUGCACCUGCCGCUCCCGCUCCCCAAGCAGGUGCGGGUGCAGCUGUAGUUCCCGUUCCAGAAACCGUUGGCUUCUUCUCCGCCAAAGCAGUGACACAACUUCCGGAGGAGGCUUUGGCUAGCGGCCAAGUCGCUCCCACGAAACCCGGUCUAGCAUUCAACCCUCAUGCCGAAAGCCCGUCGAUCCGCAAGACGCCCGGCAUCGACCACACCAAGUCCAAACCUCUAGCCAGAAACGGCCAACACGUCCCUCCAGCCAAGACAGCCUCCGAGACAGCAGAAGCAGCAGAACCGAGCACACACACGACGUCGUUUUCAAGACCCGCGGGAGCUCCGGUCGGGGCUGCAUCACGACCAGUAACAAUUAGCGAGGCACGCGCAGCAUCAGGAGGAGGAGGGGGCUUCACUCGUGUCGGGCCACCGCAUGUACCUCACAACAUGGCCAAACCAAAUGUCGUUAACCCCCAACUUGACCAGACACGACGGAUCGGUGCGCCAGGAGGCAUGGGAGGGGGGUUCUCUAGUAACCCUAGUGUCAACCGGGGCCAGUAUCGGCCGUUGACGGUGAAGAGACCUGCUACUGCUAUGGCAGGAGGAGGAGAUGCUACUGGUGGUCAGACUACCAAGGAUAGUAAUGGUGGUAAUGGUGGUGAUGGUGCAGCGGCGAACGCGGCUGCAGCAGCAGGGUCGACGACGACGGGAGGUAAUCCCGCUCCAUCUGCUGGUAACGGUAAUGGAGGGCACAGAGUACCGUUAACUGACAUGUCGGCUAAUGCGCCGAACGCCACUACGGCAGCGGGCGCGGGCGCGGGGGCUGGGGCUGGGGCCGCUGGGGCUAAUGGGCCGGAGGUAAAGAGGCAGAGGGUGGCGUAG